AUGGUUUCUCUGAUUACUCCUUGCAAUAUUCCUCACCUCCCGCCAGGCCGCCCUGCCGCUGAUAUCUCCAUAAACUUGCGAGCUCCUCUCACCUCUGAGACUGAUGCUAGUGUUUCUUCUGAAGACUUUCCAACAACUUUUGUCGCCACCUCUGCUCAAGCUUCAUCCACUGUUGCAUUCACCUCUGCUCAAGCUCUUGUCGCUGAAGGUCUGCCAACUACUCCUGCCACCACCUCUGCCCAAGCUUCAUCCACGGUUGCGUACACCUUUGCUCAAGCUCUUGCCGCCACCUCCGAACAAGCCUUGAUGGGUGCCACUCCCACUGCUGCUCGUAUGCCCCUACGUGUUCUCGCUGAUCAACCUGUAGCUCCUUCUGCCACUGGCCAUGUUGCCUCCGCCAAUGCUAUCAACAAUGGAAGCCCCCUGCUUCCUACCGUUGCAAUUGUUGCCCUCUUGGCCACAACUGUUGCUCACCCCCGUAAUGUGUCUGUUCCGGCUCCCCCCAACGCUGGUACUAUUCUCCCCUAUCCUCUAGCCCCAUCGCCUCUUCCCCCACCUCUAAAAUCUAGGCCAACACCACCCCUAAACCUUCUUCCACCUUGCAAGUCCUUAACUCCUUAG
Molecule: messenger RNA, 621 nt
Organism: Macadamia integrifolia
Lineage: Eukaryota; Viridiplantae; Streptophyta; Magnoliopsida; Proteales; Proteaceae
Product: formin-like protein 16
Exons: 1
Coding region: 1-621 (206 amino acids)
Source: RefSeq, a predicted model, not a curated record